AUGCAGCACCCUAAUACAUUAGCAGUAUUUAGUAAGGGGCGACCGGAUUGGUGGAAGGAAGCAGGUGUCCAGGACGAAGUUGUCCGGAGUGGGCGACUACGUAUGUUGCGCCACAGGUACAAAGAAGAGGACCCAGUAUUCUUUGAUCCAAAGGUUCCUGAUGGCACUUCAGUAACUGGACCGCUGGGGCUAGAUUCGAAGUAUCAUCAUGACAUCACUAUAAAAGCCGAUCAACCUGGACCACUCAAAGAAUUCCAGGAUAAGGUAUGGAAAGGCUCCCAUCAAUACAAAGCAAUUGCUGAAAAAUUUGAUAUUAGCAAAGAACACCCUGGAUUUGAUGUAAACCCUUCUCUAAACGACUUGCUGAAUAUUCCGAAAUGGCAUCUGGGCCGCAACGCCUUCGUACCCAACUCGUGGUAUCACUAUGGUCCGCGAUUCUUCGACAAGCCGUUAAAUGAAGCGACCAUCGAAAAAGGCUUGGCCUGCGCCAAGUAUGCUGCUUUGUUGAGUGAGUUACACGUGCUCUCCUAG
This is a messenger RNA of Cylicostephanus goldi, 531 nucleotides long. NCBI's taxonomy places the organism in Eukaryota, Metazoa, Nematoda, Chromadorea, Rhabditida, Strongylidae. The record is from the annotation of a GenBank genome assembly.